UUCUCAGUGUUUAUCUGGUCGUCAUGGCGGAGGGACGUGGAGAGCUACCGCCUCAGCUUCAUCUAUCUUUACCCCCGGCCAGCAAGCGACUGUGCUUGCGCCCGGCUCCCCGAGGACCUGGUCCGGGGUCUGGUCCAGGUUUUCCGAACUCUCGGUUUCGCUGCCCGGAAUCUCUGUUGGACUGUGCCGCGAAGGCUGUAGCGGAGAAAUGGGCCUUUGAGAGGGUGGAGGAGCGCUUCGAGCGGAUCCCAGAGCCAGUACAGCGUCGUAUCGUAUACUGGUCUUUUCCGAGGAACGAAAGGGAAAUAUGUAUGUAUUCGUCGUUUCAGUGCCGCAUCGCCGGCGAAGAGGGUCCGGCGGUGGGAACAGGGGCUCCCGCUGGAUCCGGGGCUGUCCCUGGAGGGGUUACCAGUACGACUGGGGCAGCGGGCACCGGAGAUGGGCUGCCUUUCCGUCGGGGUAUUCGGCUUUUAGAGACUGGUUGUGUGGAAAAUGUCUUACAAGUCGGUUUCCACCUCAGUGGCACGGUCACAGAGCCCGCCUCCCAGUCGGAGCCCGAGGUCACCCACAAGGUGGCCAUCAGCUUCGACCGCUGCAAGAUCACCUCGGUCACCUGCGGCUGCGGCAACCGAGACAUCUUCUACUGCGCCCACGUGGUAGCCCUGUCCCUUUACCGCAUCAGAAAGCCGGAGCAGGUCAAGCUGCGGCUGCCCAUCUCUGAGACCCUGUUCCAAAUGAACAGAGACCAGCUACAGAAGCUGGUACAGUACCUCAUCACAGCACACCACACAGAGGUGCUGCCCACCGCCCAGAAAUUGGCAGACGAGAUCCUCUCGUCCAACUCUGAGAUCAACCAGGUCCAUGGGGCCCCGGACCCCACGGCAGGGGCCAGCAUCGAUGACGACAACUGCUGGCACCUGGACGAGGAGCAGGUCAGGGAGCAGGUCAAACUGUUCCUGUCUCAGGGAGGGUACUACGGCUCCGGGAAGCAGCUCAACUCCAUGUUCGCCAAGGUGCGGGAGAUGCUGCGGAUGCGUGACUCUAACGGUGCCAGGAUGUUGACCCUGAUCACGGAACAGUUCAUGGCCGACCCUCGCCUCUCUCUGUGGAGGCAGCAGGGGACUGGCAUGACGGACAAGUGUCGGCAGCUAUGGGACGAACUGGGUGCCCUGUGGGUGUGCAUCGUGCUGAACCCGCACUGUAAGAGCGAGGAGAAGAGCGGCUGGCUGAAGCAGCUGAAGAAGUGGGGCGACAUGGACAUCUGUCCCCUGGAGGAUGGCAACUACGGCAGUGAGUUGCCCAACAUUACCAACGCUCUACCACAGAGCAACCUCGCCCAGGACUCCCUGGCCCGGCCCAGACGGACAGUGUUCACGCGGGCCAUGGAGGCCUGUGAUCUCCACUGGCAGGACAGCCACCUGCAGAGGAUCAUCAGCUGUGACUACUACAUGUCCCCAGCCUACCAGAGAGAGGGAGAGAGUCUUCUCUUCAACCCCCAGGGCCUGCCUCUAUGGCUAGAUCACGUCCCCACGGCGUGCGCGCGGGUCGAUGCCCUGCGUUCCCAUGGUUACCCCCGCGAGGCGCUGCGGUUGGGCGUGGCCAUCAUCAACACCCUCCGGCUGCAGCAGCACCGCCAGCUGGACAUCUACAAGCACCAGAAGAAAGAGCUGCUCCAGAGGGGGAUGACCAGCACUACUAACCUGGAGGGCUGGGUGGGACACCCUCUAGAUCCCAUCGGCUGUCUGUUCGCCACCCUCACUGAGACCUGCCGGGUGGAGGACGACAACGCUAUGGACACUGGAGACUCUGGAGAGCCCAAGCCGCCGGUGUACCACCACGUCCCCGUGUGGGGUUGCCCAGACGGCGGGGAGUCCUACCUGGCGCUGGCCCUGGAGGUGGCGCUGAUGGGCAUGGGGCAGCAGAGGGUGAUGCCCGAGGGCCUCUACGCCCAGGACAAGGUGUGUCGUAAUGAGGAGCAGAUCGUGGCUAAGCUGCAGGAGAUGGAGCUGGAUGAUCUUCUGGUCCAGACGCUGAGGAAACAGGCUAUCCUCCUACUGGAAGGAGGUCCCUUCAGUGGCCUUGGUGAUGUCAUCCACAGGGAGAGUGUUCCCAUGCACACCUUUGCCAAGUACCUGUUCUCAGCCCUGCUUCCCCACGACGCUGACCUGGCCUACAAACUAGCAUUGAAGGCCAUGAGGCUCCCUGUGUUAGAGUCGAUGGCACCCUCGGGAGACUUGGGUCACCCCCACCAUGGCAUCAGCAUCGUGCCCAGCCGCUACCCACGCUGGUUCACCCUGGGCCACCUGGAGUCUCAGCAGUGUGAACUGGCCUCCACCAUGCUCACCGCAGCCAAAGGAGAUAUGUUGAGAUUGCGGACGGUGCUGGAGGCCAUCCAGAAGAAUAUCCACUCCUCCUCCCUCAUCUUCAAACUGGCCCAGGAUGCUUUCAAGAUCGCCACUCCGGCUGACAACCCCCCAGAUAUCACCCUGCUCAAUGUAUCUCUGGAGCUGGGCUUGCAGGUGAUGAGGAUGACCCUCUCCACUCUGAACUGGAGACGCAGGGAGAUGGUGCGCUGGCUGGUCACCUGUGCCACAGAGGUGGGUCUGCGAGCGCUGGUGAGCAUCCUCCAGAGCUGGUACACCCUGUUCACCCCCACCGAGGCCACCAGCAUCGUAGCAGCCACCGUCAUGUCCCACAACACCAUCCUGCGCCUCAGCCUGGACUACCCCCAGAGAGAGGAGCUGGCUAGCUGCGCCCGGACCCUGGCCCUGCAGUGUGCCAUGAAGGACCCCCAGAAUUGUGCCCUCUCGGCCCUCACGCUCUGCGAGAAGGACCACAUCGCCUUCGAGACGGCCUACCAGAUUGUCAUCGACGCAGCCUCCACGGGCAUGACCUACUCUCAGCUGUUCACCAUCGCCCGCUACAUGGAGCACCGUGGCUACCCGCUCCGAGCCUUCAAGCUGGCCUCGCUGGCCAUGACCCACCUCAACCUGGCCUACAACCAGGACACCCACCCGGCCAUCAACGACGUGCUCUGGGCCUGCGCCCUGUCCCACUCGCUGGGCAAGAACGAGCUGGCCGCCAUCAUCCCCCUGGUGGUGAAGAGCGUGCACUGCGCCACCGUGCUUUCGGACAUCCUGCGCCGCUGCACCAUGACGGCCCCGGGCCUGGCCGGUAUCCCCGGGCGACGGAACUCUGGGAAGCUCAUGUCCACGGACAAGGCUCCGCUCCGGCAGCUGCUGGACGCCACCAUCAGCGCCUACAUCAACACUACCCACUCCCGGCUCACUCACAUCAGCCCCAGGCACUACGGAGAGUUCAUAGAGUUCCUUAGUAAGGCCAGAGAGACCUUUCUACUGGCCCAGGAUGGACACAUCCAGUUUGCCCAGUUUAUAGACAACCUUAAACAGAUCUACAAGGGCAAGAAGAAACUCAUGAUGUUGGUACGGGAACGCUUCGGCUGAACCUGGCUGAACCCCCAACAGGACAGGCAAUAUAGGGAACUACUUUUAGUACUACUUACUCAUUUAUUUAAGUUUUCAUUAAUUUUCUCUUUUUUGUGUCAUUCUUGUGGCAAAUUCUAUGUUUGUCUGUUUUUGUUUUUGUCUUUUAUAUUUUCUCGUGAGCAACAACCACUGUUUGUUUUAGUAUGAAAAAGAUUGUGAUGAUGAUGAAAAAUCGUUGAGGUGGCACAUAAUGAAAAACCAAAUGAUGUAUGGGGUGUUUUGAGCCAGGGAAUGUCUGCUGUCUGCUGUGGUGAGUUACUAGUGGUUUUUGAAGGAGAGAGAACUUUUCAUUCCAAAAACCAGAGAUGUGGACUCGAGUCACGUGACUUGGACUCGAGUACUACUCGAGUCGUACAUUUUGCGACUUGAGACUUGGCAAGAAGAAAAAAAACACUUGCCACUCGACUAUGACUCGUGACUUAACUUGGACUUCAACUGUAUGACUCGAGAGACAAGAUUUGUCAUCUCGCCCACUAUGUAAGCCUAUCUGUCCUUUAUAUCGGAGUGCUGCAGGUUCUGUGCGUUGUGUGUCUUGACCAAUCAGAUUCACGGAAAUCACAGGUUGCGCAGGCCGGGCACAAAGCACGUCCACUAGCGAAGCUUGCGCCGCUCCACUGUCCUCCGAUAUUUAUUUAGCAAACGUGAUAACACAUCACUCCCGAAAUACACAAACAAGAACUCUUCACAGAAAUGUUGCAGCAGCCUACAACUAAACUGUAUGGGAAGAAAAUGAGAUGAUUUCUCAGUCUGAUCAACUAGGCUACUGAUAACAACCACAGCUACAGAUAAUGCGCCCUGUCCCCAUUUGCCCUCUGGCCAGGGUAAACGAAGUGGUAAUGUUAUGUAGCCUAUGUAUAGCCUGUUUAUUUGUGUUAGGAGAAAAUGUGAAUGUGAUCAAAUUUGGUUUAGGCUAUAUUCAAACUUGGGCUGGCUGGCUAGGCUACCUUGACCUUUUCAAUCCAAAAUGAUUAACUGAAAUUAAUCAAACAACACAAUACUGAUUACAUAAAUAUACUGUGUGAGUUAUUUUUAAUUGCAGUUGCUUAGGCCUAUACGAUGCAACCUGCAUAAAGCAAGCUCAGCCCUGUGAGUUAUAUUGUCCAAUUGCAGUGGCUGUGUCUGUGUAAAGGAAAGUCUAGUUUUAAAAUAUAAUUCAUAUUAACAAGUACAAGGUUGCUGCAGUUUGACUGGGUUUUCAUCCUCCCUAAGGCCAGGAGUUUUUCCAGAAAUGUUAAGACCAUGUGACCUGUUUAGAACAUAUCUGUAUACCUAGGUGGCAGGUAGCCUAGUGGUUGAAAGCAUUGGGCCAUUAACUGAAAGGUCAAUGGUUGGAAUCCCUGAGCUGAUUAGGUAAAAAAUCUGUUGAUGUGCCCUUGAGCAAGGCACUUAACCCUAAUUGCUCUGGAUAAGAGCAUCUGCUAAAUGACUGAAAUGUAAAUCUGGUCCCACUCCCAUAUGAAUAACUUUUUACAACUACUAAUUAAUCACUUUCAGACACUGUCAGGGUCCUGAUUUAUACCUGGUUCGGUUACCAGAUUAGGAAAAGCUCCGGGCCCCAGGGAAAACAAUUUGCCCCACCACUCUGGGACCUGUGGUGCCACCUCUGCAUCAGGGCAUCAUCGGUCCUAAAAAUCAUUGCAUUGGGUUCCAAAGGCUAUGUGGUAGUGGGGGGAAAAGGGAGGCAGUUUGUAAAACAUAUGGGUCCAAAAUCAUGAUGCAUUGCAAUUGCAAUGAAAUUGGCAUAAACCACUUAACCAUUGACUUGAGGACUCGAAACCUAAAAUUAGGGACCUGAGCUGUGGAACUUGGGACUUGCCCAUUAUUACUUGGGACUUGACUCGAGACUCAAAGGUUAAGACUUGAGACUUGCUUAGGACUUGCAAAAUUGUGACUUGUUCCCAUCUCUGCCAAAAACACUGAAGCACAUAGUGUUAACUUACUGUCAUACCUCGAUCGUAUUCCAAGAAUCAGCUUUAAACUUUUCCUGUUAAAAGGCCUUGUUUCAAGGCAUUAUGUUUGGAGGAGGUGGAAUGCUGAACUUGGAUGUGUAUCCCACGGUCCAGGGCCCAAGUCUAAAUUCACCAGAUUCAUCAGGUACAUACAGAGUCCUCAGACUUGACCAAGCCUCUCACACUCUCCCACAUGGAUUCUCCUCCUCCUUCCUUGGGUGUAGCCUGAUCGAUUUGUCUGGUACCUUGUAUUAUUUCUAGUGAAGGUACCUUUCAAAAAGAGAGAAGCGUACAGAGAGAGCGCCGUGUUGCUUCAGAUUGGUAUUUGGAUUAGAUCACGGCGAGAUUAAUUGACUGGCCUUGUUGCCUGAGAACGAUACUGUCACUGUGGAUCUUGGACUGUGAGGUGGAGUGGCUUGUGUUGUCAGGAUUUGGGGUUAUAACAUACAUGUUGAAAUACCAUUGCUGAAAAACAUCUUGUAUCAUUCAAAGCAAAACGUGUAUGAUUUUUUUUUUUUUAAACAACAUGCCUUGGUGUAGCCAGUUGGUGUUAGUAUUCCACAUACAACCCUAACUAUAACUAUCAACCUCUCAGACCCUGUGGGAAAGUGUUUUGAUAUGGCAGUGACCGCUUGAAAUUUAGCAGUAGUACUAUUGUUUACAAGCAAAUGACAAAUGUCACGUACUCAACACCAUUCUGUCUGCUUGAGCAAUUAUUUAUCGAUCAUUAAAAUAAUCUGUGUAUGAAUGAAUACUAUGAAUACAGACAUAGACAGCAUAUAAUUAUAUUUAAUAUACAAAAAUAGGAAUAUUAGACAGAAGACACAUUUUGAGGCUAUGAAAACCGUUCCAUGUCAGCUUCCACAUUCCAUUGUUGCCACGUCUACCAAGCUCGUCAGGUGGCCUGGGGCCGCAGAUGCACUGUCUGUCUGGAGCUGGGGUUUGAAGUAAUAUGGUAAAGAGAAAAGAGAUGCUAAACUCAGUUCUCAGGGAAUCACUUCAAGAAACAAAAACAAAAAAGUAGUAGCAUAAGCAUUUAAGAUAUUGUAAAUAUAAAAGUGUCAAUUCAGAAAAUUGUAAAGUUAUAAUUAUUUAUGAUAACUAUGUUUUUGUUUUUUGGGAUACUUGAAUUUGUUGUGGGCUGGGAAUGUGACGACAGUUAGAAGAAAAGACUUCAAGGCAUUUCUCAGGUGCUCCUGUGUACAUUUUUCAGAAUUUGUUUAAAUGUUUUAUUUGUAUGUUUAGUUUAGUUUUUGCAAGCAUGUUAUUUGGAGAUUAUAAAAAAAGAAGGCAUACCAUUGUGACCAGAAAGCAACCCGACUAUGCAGAAACCACUUGAUGGUUUGGUCCCCUUCUCCGGAGUCACCCAGACGAAUGUCCGAGGGGGGCUAGCCACUAUCCUAGAGAGGACAGACGAGGCAAGACACGGCAUGUUUGUAUUUGUACCGAGCCUGCACAUGCUGCAAAUUGGGACAGACUUUGCCUUUGACCGAUCAAUGUACAAUUACUUUCUUUGGACUUAAGCCUUUAGUGUCUUCUCAAAGUACCUGGCAAUGAGAGUUUAGGGAGAACAACGGUCCAAAAUAAAUGAAAAUAAAAACCCUGCAUGCCCUACACUAAAGAAGGAACUGGCAGAUAAUAUGAACUGUGUGCCCCCCAUCCAUAUCCAUAAUCCUCCCUUGUAUUUCUUCAUGCUUUUAAGCCUAUUCAGUUCAAUUCACCUGAACGACCAUGGCCAUGCUCUGAACCAUUCUCUAAAACCCUUAUUGAGCAGUUGAGUUAUUUUCUUCCUUCCAUCGCUGGUCUUAAUUCCUUUUUAAAAUAUAUUUUUUAGCUUCUGCAGCAUCCUCUCUUUUUGUCAUUCACUAGCUACCACUCUUGUGAGUUACUACAACAGGACAAAACAAGCAUUUUUUCAAAUGUGAGGGAGAUGCUUGCAGGCUAUUGCAGGUUAAUGUAAAGCUGCCUGUUAUAUACACACAUCAAACAACAAGCAUUUUCUAUCGCCCAAGUAGUUGGUCUUACGGCAUUGCAAAAACAAAAAAAAGUGGAGAAAAACUCCUCUGGCUUUUAAUUUCUUUCUUUCCCAUACUCUGUGUCUAUGUGUGUUAACUGUACCAGUGUUUUCACCUGUCCCUAGAAUCUAGAAGGAAAUAAUAAUCGCUGGUAGAGAUUGUUCACUAGUUCAUCUACUGUUUGAUUUUCAUUUAAGGGAAAGUGUUUGUUGCCUCUUUGUGCUACUGAUUUAUAUAAAAGGUAUCCAGUAUUUGCUGCCACAAAAGUAUAGUUCAUCAACACUUUUUGUUUGUGCAACCUCUUGAGCUAAUGUCUUUCAAACAAAAAUGUAUUACUAUUUAUGUAACGCUACUACCAUUUUAUAUAAUUUGUGUUGGAAUCUCAGUGCUUUUCUAUGAAUAAAGUGUGAAACACG
Messenger RNA from Coregonus clupeaformis (lake whitefish), 7886 nucleotides. Its product is annotated as zinc finger SWIM domain-containing protein 5. Gene Ontology annotation, cellular component: Cul2-RING ubiquitin ligase complex. The record is from RefSeq and is a predicted model, not a curated record. NCBI's taxonomy places the organism in Eukaryota, Metazoa, Chordata, Actinopteri, Salmoniformes, Salmonidae. The transcript has 13 exons. The coding region runs from base 24 to 3464 and encodes 1146 amino acids.